GUGAUUUUUCGCUGUGGCUUCGGGAGGAGCGAGCAGAGACUGACUGCCUGGAAGGAACGGGAGCGUUAGAGACGGAGACGGAGCGAACGAGUCCGAGCGACGGCGAAGGAGCCUGAAAGGGAAAAGGACCCCCGGAGGCUGCGAGCAUGGCGGUCGAAGAGGAAGGUCUCCGAGUUUUCCAGAGCGUGAAAAUAAAAAUAGGAGAAGCCAAGAAUAUUCCUCCAUACCCAGGGCCCAACAAGAUGAGGGACUGCUACUGCACGGUGAACCUGGACCAAGAGGAGGUCUUCAGGACUAAAAUGAUUGAGAAGUCUUUAUGCCCGUUUUAUGGAGAGGACUUCUAUUGCGAAAUCCCACGCAACUUCCGCCACCUCUCCUUCUACAUCUUUGACAGGGACGUCUUCAGGAGGGACUCCAGCAUUGGCAAAGUAGCAGUGAAGAAGGAGGAUUUGCAGAAGUAUCAUGGCAAAGACACCUGGUUUCAGCUGCAGCCUGUCAGCGCAGACUCAGAGGUGCAGGGAAAGGUUCACCUGGAACUGCGCCUGAGUGAGGUCAUCACAGACAGCGGCGUCGUCUGCCACAAGCUGGCAACCCGAGUGUUGGAGUGCCAAGGCCUGCCCAUCGUUAAUGGACAGUGUGACCCCUAUGCUGCAGUCUCCUUAUUGGGGCCAUCCAGGUCAGAAGCCAAAAAGACCAAGGUCAAGCGGAAAACCAACAACCCUCAGUUCGAUGAAGUCUUCUAUUUUGAGAUCACCAGACCACUCAGCUACACCAAACGACAGUUUGACGUGGAGGAGGAGGAUGUGGACAAGCUAGCUCUCAGGGUGGACCUCUGGAAUGCCAGUAAUCUGAAGUUUGGGGACGAGUUUUUAGGAGGUGUACGGGUGCCACUGAAGGUUUUGGGUCAGGCGGGCGUUCAUGAUGCAUGGUACUUCCUGCAGCCAAGGGAAAACGGUAAUAAGUCGGUGAAGGCUGACGAGCUGGGCUCUUUAAGACUUAACAUCGUUUACACAGAAGACCAUGUCUUCCCCUCAGAGCGCUACAGCCCCCUCACUGACCUGCUGCUGCAGUCCGCACAAGUGGAGCCUGUCUCGGCGUCAGCAGCCCACAUCCUAGGAGAGGUGUGUCGGGAGAAGCAGGAGGCAGCCGUCCCGCUGGUGCGCCUCUUUCUGCACUAUGGCAAAAUCGUGCCUUUCGUCAGUGCAAUCGCCCAUGCAGAGAUAAACCGCACACAGGACCCCAAUACGAUAUUCCGAGGCAAUUCACUAACGUCGAAAUGCAUCGACGAGACCAUGAAGCUAGCAGGAAUGCACUAUCUACAGGUCACUCUCAAACCUAUUAUUGAUGAGAUCUGCACUGAACACAAGUCGUGUGAAAUCGACCCAGUUAAACUGAAGGAAUCAGAGAAUCUGGAAACUAACAGGGAAAACUUGCGGCAGUACGUGGAUCGCAUCUUCAACGUCAUCACCACCUCUGGCGUCAGAUGCCCCACCGUCAUGUGCGACAUCUUCUUCUCCCUCCGAGAGUCCGCCGCCAGCCGUUUCCAAGUGGACCAGGACGUGAGGUACACAGCAGUCAGUAGUUUUAUUUUUCUGCGUUUCUUCGCCCCAGCGAUCCUAUCACCAAACCUUUUUCAGCUUAGACCGCACCAUCCGGAUCCUUGCACAUCAAGGACCCUCACACUCAUCUCCAAAACUAUCCAAACGCUCGGAAGUCUUGCGAAGUCCAAAUCAGCCAACUUUAAAGAGUCUUACAUGGCUGCAUUUUACGACUACUUCAACGAGCAGAAGUAUGCAGAUGCUGUGAAAAACUUUCUGGACCUGAUUUCAUCCUCUGGGAGGUGGGACCAGAAGAGCAUUGAGACACCGAUCAUGUUGAAGGAAGGAUUUAUGAUCAAAAGAGCGCAAGGGAGGAAUCGCUUUGGCAUGAAAAACUUUAAGAAGAGGUGGUUCCGUCUCACCAACCACGAGUUCACCUACCACAAAACCAAAGGUAACUCAAAAGGUGAAGGUGCUCUGUGUAGAAUCCCUAUUGAGAAUAUUCUGGCUGUGGAGAGAUUAGAGGAGGAGUCUUUCAAGAUGAAGAACAUGUUUCAGGUCAUCCAGCCAGAGAGAGCUCUCUACAUCCAGGCCAAUAACUGCGUGGAGGCGCGCGACUGGAUCGAUAUCCUCACCAAGGUCAGCCAGUGCAACCGCAAGCGCCUGAGCAAGUACCAUCCCUCUGCCUACCUCAACGGCCACUGGCUGUGCUGCAAGCAGUCCAUCGACUCGGCCCCCGGCUGUACGCCCUGCACUGGUGGCCUGCCUGCCAACAUCCAGCUGGACAUAGACGGUGAUCGAGAAACAGAGCGAAUCUACUCUCUCUUCAGCACCUACAUGUCCAAACUAGUUAAAAUGCAAGAGGCAUGCGGCAGUAAGUCUGUUUAUGACGGACCCGAGCAGGAGGAGUACUCUACAUUUGUCAUAGAUGACCCACAAGAGACCUACAAGACCCUGAAGCAGAUUGUCUCGGCUGUGCAGACACUGGAGCAGCAGCAUGCGCAGUACAAGCGCGACAAGUUCAGGAAGACCAAGUAUGGUAGCCAGGAGCAUCCAAUCGGUGACAAGAGCUUCCAGUGCUACAUCCGCCAACAAUCGGAGAGCUCCACCUACUCGAUCUGACCACGUUGCCCAUUGCCACGAUGCCCUUUUCUCUGCAGUGAACACCACGGCAAUGAUCGUACGUCACAGGAACAAUCAGUCGUGAUUGAGGGAAUGAAAUGGAGAAACGAGAGUGAGAUUACGCGUGGAAGAGUCUCACACAAAGCUAUACCUUUUUGUAUGAUGUACAAACCCAAUCAACAGCUUUUCCACUGAACUCUGUGUCAGUGGCCAUGCACUUUAAUCGUCAGACCUGACGAUGUAGCUCUGCCUCAUGGCAGGUUUUAAAAAUCGAAAUGCAAUUUUUUUAAAGAAAUGGAAAAAAACGAAGGAAAAAAUACAGAUUCACCAAUGAGGGACUUUGUUUUUGGUCUCGAGUAUUUUAUUGUGUCCCUUCUUAAUCUUCAGGACCAAACUGUAGGUCUGUGAAUCUAAUGCUUUCAUUUUUUCCUUUUUUAUGGCAGCAAGAAACUCAUUGGUGCAUGCCUAUUAAUUACAGCCUUGCAGCCAAUUCCAGUUCAGAGACAUUUGGAACCUGCUGACUAUAAGUUUGGGAUUCGGUUGAAGGGUACACAUUCUUCUGUUUCCAGUGAAGCAGCAUCUGUUAUGAAAUUUGAUGCUUUUUGCCCAGGUGAUAUAAGUAUAGCCAGAGAAUAGCCCUCUUCAAAAAGUGCCCAAGUCAAAAUGAGUAGAGGCUUAAUUGUUCUGAAUUGGGAUGUUGACUGGAUUGGAUUUGUGUUUCAGUGGACCUGUGUGAAGCAGAUGUUAACGGUAACCAUUGUUUUGUUAUCCUUAUAAUGACAGUGUCUAAGAUGUGCUCAUUCAGAUUGAUUGUCAUUAUGGGAGUUUUUUGCCAUUUUGUGGAAUCAGAAGUGUUUUCUUUGUUUUUGCCUGCACCUUUCCCUUGUUUAGACGUGUUGCAGUAUUGAUCCAUCCU
Colossoma macropomum (tambaqui) is the source of this 3576-nucleotide messenger RNA. It is a transcript of the gene rasa3, whose product is annotated as RAS p21 protein activator 3. The record is from RefSeq and is a predicted model, not a curated record. Gene Ontology annotation, molecular function: GTPase activator activity. Gene Ontology annotation, biological process: negative regulation of Ras protein signal transduction; regulation of GTPase activity; intracellular signal transduction. Lineage: Eukaryota; Metazoa; Chordata; Actinopteri; Characiformes; Serrasalmidae. The transcript has 24 exons. The coding region runs from base 147 to 2660 and encodes 837 amino acids.